AUGUUCAGGACAAACUUAGAACUGAAAGAGAUUGAAAACGCGCUUGUGAAUUUAACAGAAAAUUCAGAGGCCAUAAAAUCUAUUCAAAAACAAUUGGAUAGUUUUCAAAUGAAAAAUGAACAUUUAAAAGCAGCUCGAUGUUUAGCUAAUUUUAAAGAUUUCGAUCAUAGACUUACAAAGGCAAUUGAUGCAAAGAAAAAACAACUUGGUGAGGAAUUAUCACAGCUAAGGUCAAAAUUACCACGGCGUAAUGAACAUAUUGAUGAACUUCGAAAACAGCAUGCUAAUAAAAUACCGUCAGCAUCAGUCGUUGUAAGGAAUGCUAUUAGAAAUGAUAAUAGCCGUUCAUCAUCUCCUUCUUCAGAAGAACGUACUUCCAAUGUAUCUGAAGAAGACAAAGAAAUGGAUAAUUUAUUGAAAUUGCAGCAUAUGGCCGAAAUGCUGAAUGAUAGUGAGGCACAUCAAGAAGAGCUUCGUAAGUUAGAUAGAUUAGAAAAACUCAAGAUUUGGAGUAAAGGUCGAUCACAGCAUCAAGGUUCUGCAAGACAUUAUUAUGUGAAAGAUAAGGAAGUUUCAGCACAAUAUGAACAUGCAAAACUUUUGAUUUUACCAAUGAUAAUAAUAAAGAAAUUCCGCUUGUCAUAUGAAUGUAAAUGCAAGCAAGAAGUCAG
Funneliformis mosseae is the source of this 671-nucleotide messenger RNA. The record is from the annotation of a GenBank genome assembly. NCBI's taxonomy places the organism in Eukaryota, Fungi, Glomeromycota, Glomeromycetes, Glomerales, Glomeraceae.